Diuraphis noxia (Russian wheat aphid) is the source of this 3668-nucleotide messenger RNA. RefSeq names its product protein son of sevenless pseudogene. The record is from RefSeq and is a predicted model, not a curated record. NCBI's taxonomy places the organism in Eukaryota, Metazoa, Arthropoda, Insecta, Hemiptera, Aphididae.
AUGGCUUCCAAAUCGCUCCCCAAAGCGGAAAUCGAAAAAUUUGUAUGUAUACAAAGUAAUCCAAACAAAUGGAAGGGUCUGUUGAUUGGAUCGUUAACGAAGGUCGUCAAGCAAGUACAUCCUUUGUUAUCAGUCAGCGACGAAGCGUUAGAAUGUGUCGAAAUACUAGUUAUACAGUGUCUGGAGAUACUUACUUUAAAGUCAUCACCACCGCAUACUAUAUUCGACAUAGAAGAUCAAGUGAAACGGUGGUUUCCUAAGCCAAUAGACAAGUGGGCUAUUAAAGAUGCAAAAAGAGCAAUAGAAAAAGACAAGAAAAAACAUUCUCUAAUAUUACCAACCUAUAAAAUUCAUAAUUUACUGCAAAAGGAUCUACUUCRAUACAAGCUAGACUAUUUAGUUACUAUUUACAUAACAGCUGUCUUAGAAUACAUGGCAGCAGACAUCUUUAAAUUAGCAGGUAACUAUGUAAAUAAUAUACACCGAGUAGAAAUCAGUUACCAAGACCUCUGUGUUGCGAUACGUGGUGAUAAAGUAUUAAUGGACUUGUUCGGUCAGCACGACAACAAUGGUGACUUAAACCUGUCUGAAUUAGGUAUUGAUAAAAUCCAGAGAAUUACUACUUAUGAAGAAGUUGUAAAAGAUCUAAUACAUGAUGAAAAACAACUUAUUAGAGAUUUAUAUUUAAUUUUAAAAAUUUUUAAAGAAGAAUUUUAUUGUAUCAUACCCCUAGGUACCAGUCCAGAAUUGGAUAAUAUGUUCAACAAUAUUGUAGACAUAUUUAAGACAACUAAAUUAUUUUUAAGUUCUAUUGAAGACAUUUUGGAAAUUGCAGAURRUAAAUCUGCUACAGUUGGUUGUUGUAUUGAAGAGUUUGCUGAAUCCGCUGAAUUUGACGUAUUUGAACGGUAUGCAAAUGAUAUUGUUAAUAAAUCAUGUAGGAAUAUAUUUUGGAAUUUAAUCAAUAAACCAGAGAUUUCRAAUUUACUUCAAUCGACAAAUUAUGGUUUUAAAGAAGCUCUAAAAUAUUAUUUUCCAAAAUUAUUACUUUUACCUCUACAUCAUUGUAUUCUCUAUUUUGAUUAUUUUAGAAUUUUCCAUAAACUUUCUCCUUCCCAACAUGAUAAAGAAUGUUUGGAACAAGUAGAAGGCAUGUUGAAACCUUUGCAAAUAAAAAUGGCAUCAAUUGCAAAUCAAAUUAACYUAACAGAUAAUAUUAAAGAAUUUGGACUUAAAAUUAAUGCAAUACCUAGACGAUUAACAGUCAUUGAACAACUGAAAAAAAUGCAAAAAGGUAUUGAUGGCUGGGAUGGUAAGGAUAUGGGUCAAUGUUGUACAGAGUUCAUAAGAGAAGGAGUACUURUAAAAGUUUCAAGUGGAGGUAAGCGUUAUUCAGAGCGUAAAGCAAUCUUAUUUGAUGGAGUUCUUCUUUUAUGUAAAUCAAAUAAGAGAAAGAUUUCUUUAUCAGUCAGCACUCAAGUUAUUGGUGGUUUUUCUGAAUUAAAAUUAAAAUUAAAAGAGAAAUUAUUUAUUAGAAAAAUGGAAAUUGUUGAUAGAGAUGAUACACAAGAGUUAAAACACUUUUUUGAAAUAAUCCCUCAUUUGCAGUCACCAGUAAUAUUAGCUGCUAGUAGUUUUGAAGAUAAAGCUAAUUGGAUGGCAGAUUUAAUUAUGCUGAACACAAAAAGUAUACUCGACCGAACUUUAAACAAUAUACUACUCGAUGAAGAUAAAAAAUUUCCCUUAUGGUUACCGUCAAUUAAAGAAUACAGAUUUGUUGAACCUGAUUCUCGAUCUAACAUCAUUUUUGAGCAAAAAGAAAAUAAUGGUGUACCUCUUAUUAGAGGUGCUAAAUUGCUGAAACUUAUAGAACGAAUGACAUAUCAUAUUUAUGCUGAUCCAAAAUUUAUAAAAACAUUCUUAACAAUAUACCGCAGUUUUUGUACACCCUAUGAUUUAAUGGAUCUCUUAAUUGAAAGAUAUAACAUUCCUGAGCCUUUUGGUAUAACUAUGAAUUCAGAAAGUCUUCGAGAUGAAACUAAACGAUUUAAAACAGAAUAUUUAGAACCUGUUCAAUUUAGAGUGAUAAAUGUGUUUAGGCUUUGGGUCAUUUAUCACUAUUAUGAUUAUCAACGCUAUCCAUAUUUAUUAGAUAGAUUGCUUAAAUUUUUAAAUUCAAUUAAUGGAAAAUCAAUCAAAAAAUGGGCUGAUUCACUUAUUAAUAUACUUCAUAGAAAAACUACUGAACAUCAAAAUGAAAUUAAGUUUGCAUUCAAUUCACCGCCACCAGCAAUUGAAGUUYAUAUGGAUUUUAUGAGAAAUGACGAGCUUAACAUUCUACUUGUACAUCCUCUUGAAUUCGCAAGACAAUUGACACUUAUUGAAUCUGAAAAUUAUAGAACAGUUAAACCUUCAGAAUUGGUUGGAUCUGUGUGGACUAAAAAAGAUAAAGAAAAAAAUUCUCCUAAUUUACUUCGGUUAAUCAAACAAACUACAAAUUUAAGUCGUUGGAUAGAAAAAACUGUUAUUGAAUGUAGAAAUAUUGAAGAAAGAGUAGCAAUUGUGUCAAGAUUUAUUGAAAUAAUGAUGGCAUUAUAUCAACUAAAUAAUUUCAAUGGUGUCUUAGGUGUUCUUUCAGCUAUGACUUCAGCUGCAGUAUUUCGCUUAAAAUUUACAAUGCAAUCCAUCAAUGCUAAAUUUCUUAAAGCUCUUGAAAAAGCUCGGGAUAUGAGUAAUAAUCAUUAUAAAAAAUAUCAAGAUAAAUUAAGGAGUAUCAAUCCGCCAUGUGUUCCAUUCAUUGGUAUGUAUUUAACAAAUAUAUUGCAUAUUGAAGAUGGCAAUCCAGAUUGUUUGACAAAUAACCCAAAUUUAAUUAAUUUUUAUAAACGGAGAAAAGUAGCAGAAAUUAUUGAAGAAAUCCAGCAAUAUCAAAAUCAACCUUACUGUUUAAAUGUUGAGCCUAAAAUAAAAAAGUUUUUAGAAAACUUAAAUCCAUUCAAUGAUAUGAAAGAUACAGAUAUUAAUAAUUAUUUGUAUAAUCAAUCUUUAAAAAUUGAACCAAGAAAUUGCAAGCAACUCACCAAGUAUCCACGAAAAUGGCCAGAAUUAAAUCUUAGGUCACCUGGCUUAAAGCCUAAAUCAAGAGUACCAUCAGUAUCCWCCAAAAAUAUGGAUGUCCAAGGUAAGAGAAAUGUAAGUUCAUCAAUGUCUCCAGUGAUUCAAACAUAUAAAAGAUAUCCAGGUGACUCUGUCUUUGCGCCAGUAACUUUUACUUUAAGAAAAAAUAACRAUGUUCCUCCAGUUCCACCUCGAAUGAGUAAAAUAGAUAAUGAAUCAUUCAAACCACCUAUACCAWUAAGAAAAAUAGCUCCACCUUUACCUCCAAGAAAAUUACAAGUAGAAAAAGUUUUAACAUUAAAAAAAUUUGUUAUAGACUCACCUAAACCAGAAAGUAAUCAAAAUACCAAUUGUAACAAACAACUUGUACCAGUCAUUAGCCCUAGUGAAAACCCUAUAGAUCCAAAAACAAAUACAAUUAAUUUUCCUGAACAAGAAAAUACUUUAGAACUUUACCACCAUUCAGGUCAAAACUUUUGUAAUACUCUAGAUUUCCAUUAAAACCGUCAUACUAAAAUAACAAAUCCCAAGUUCUAAUUAAAUACCUGAAU